This is a messenger RNA of Perognathus longimembris pacificus (Pacific pocket mouse), 1603 nucleotides long. RefSeq names its product coiled-coil domain containing 86 (gene Ccdc86). The coding region runs from base 63 to 1115 and encodes 350 amino acids. Lineage: Eukaryota; Metazoa; Chordata; Mammalia; Rodentia; Heteromyidae. Gene Ontology annotation, cellular component: nucleolus. The record is from RefSeq and is a predicted model, not a curated record. The transcript has 4 exons.
GCCGCAGCGUCGGGGAAGGCCACACGUGGAGCUGCUAGGUUUAGGAACUUCCGGGCUGCACCAUGGACACGCCGCUGAGGCGCAGCCGGCGGCUGGAAGGCCUAGAUCCUGAGAAAACCUCCUCCGUCUCGAAGGCGAAACGGGCGCUUGGGCAGUUCGAGACGACCGUAGAAGACAGGAAGGAGCCCGGGUCCCCUCUGAGAGUGCCGCAACACGGCCUGGAGUCUCCCCCUCAUCAGCCGGAGACAAGCCCCGGGCCGCCCAGUCCGCGGCAGGAUGAAGACUUGGGGUCCCCCCGAAGAAGACACUCAGAGACGAGCCAAGGGUCCCCACUGCGUCAGCAAGAUGGGGUCCUGGAGUCGCCUCCAAGUCAGCCAGAGCCAAGGCCUGAGCCCCCACCCACGGAAUCGCCGAAGAUUUCCCAGGACUCGGAGGUGGCCGGGGGUAAGGAGGCGCUGACCUCGGAGUCCCCCCAUGGUCAGCUGCAGCCGGGCCCCGGCUCUCCAGAGCCUUACCCGGGUCAGCAAGCGCCAGGUCCUGAGCCUUCGCAGCCACAGCAGAAGCUGACACCCCAGGUCCCCUGCAGCCCAGAGCGCCAGCAGGAGCCUCGCAAGCCGCCGGUGGCCGGGCAGACGACCACAGGCAGCCUGGGUUCAAAGAAGCGGAAGGGAUCGUCAGCCCAGACUCCUGUGCCCAAAAUUCCGAAGAAGGAGGAGAAGGAGGAAUGUCCUGUGAUCCCGAAGGGAAAGCCCAAAUCUGGGCGCGUGUGGAAGGACCGCUCCAAGAAGAGGUUCUCCCAGAUGGUCCAGGACAAGCCUCUGCGCACCUCCUGGCAACGAAAGAUGAAGGAGAGGCAGGAGAGGAAGCUGGCCAAGGACUUUGCCCGGCACCUGGAGGAAGAGAAGGAGAAGCGCCGGCAGGAGAAGAAGCAGCGCCGGGCUGAGAACAUCAGGCGCCGCCUGGAGAAUGCACGGAAAGCAGAGAUCGUCCAGGUGAUCCGGAAUCCAGCCAAGCUCAAGCGGGCGAAGAAGAAGCAACUACGCAGCAUUGAGAAGCGGGACACCCUGGCCCUCCAGCAGAAGCAGCCACCCUCGCGGCCAGCAGCCCAGGUCUGAAGCCCGAACACCCUCCACAGCCAGGAGAGACAGAUGGCUCUACCGGGACCAGUACUCCAGCCCUGGGGGCUCAGGUGAAGCCUCAGGCUGGACGGGGCUCCUGAGCCCUGAAGCAGUCCAAAGGAAGUCAGCAUCCCCUUCUCCACGUGCCUUCAGACUGAGGACAGCACCUUCUUGCUCAGUGGCGUGUGGGCGUCCAGCCGGAACUGGAGGCCUGUAGUCAGAAACCACCUCUUCCUGCCGCAGCACUGGAAGGUCCCUCAUCAGGGAGUCUGCAGGAGCGAGGCUCCUCAAUGCUCCUCAGUCCACACUAGACUGCAGAAUCCCCCGAGACUGGACAGUGUGCCUGUGCCGUCCAAGCAGAAGCAUUUACUGAAUGCCUGUUGCAUACACAUCCAUUGGUGGGCACCAAAGGAAACAAACUCACUGAAGUCCUUGCCCUCGGGGAGCUUCUAUUCAUUCUGAUAGAAUCCAUAAUAAAGGAGUAA